GGUGAUCGAUCGUUCGGAUCAACCUUCGAACAACAAUGGCGGAUAAAGAUGACGAGGCCAAGUGGACUCCACAGAAAGCAAGGAGUCAGUUUCGUGAAAACCAAUCUUUAGCUGGAGCUCCAACAUCAGGCUACUGUGCUGGCUAUCUUCAAACUAAUAUAGCUAUUCUCCCCUCGUAUUUAGCUGAUGAUUUUAGUGAAUUCUGUCGAUUGAACAAUGCUCCUUGCCCAGUGUUGUAUCAGAGUAAAGCUGGACAACUGAACGCCUCAGUGUUUGCAAAAGAUUCUGAUAUCAGAACCGACCUCACCAAAUACAUAGUUUAUCGAUAUGACAAGGAAUCUGGUGCUGAACAUAUAUCCGAUGCAUGGCAACUGACAGAAUACCCAUGGCAAGACAUGGUUACAUUUUACAUUGGAUGCAGCUUUUCCUUUGAAGAUGCUUUAAUUCAAGCUGGUAUUCCUGUACAAAAUGCAGAGGAAAAGAAAGCAGUUUCCAUGUAUGUUACGAAUAUCCCAUGUAUUCCAGUUGGAAGGUUUAGCUGCCCUGGCAUGGUCGUAUCUAUGAGACCCAUUAAAAAAGAUCUUAUUGAAAAGGCUGUAGCCAUCACAGCAAGAUAUGAUGCAGUUCAUGGAGCACCAAUACAUAUUGGGGAUCCAUCAAAGAUUGGUAUUGCAGAUGUCUUAAAACAGGACAUGGGUGAUUCUACACAUAUUGAUGAGGGCCAUGUUCCAGUGUUUUGGGCUUGUGGUGUCACAACAUCUAAAGCAAUAAAAUCUUCUAAACCAGAAAUUUGCUUCUCCCAUUUUCCUGGCCGCAUGUUUUUUUGUGAUAUCUCCACUGAGGAGUAUUUUAAAAACAAGCCUCCGCCACAUGGCAAUGAGCAGCCCAAGGUCAUUACUCUACAAGAUAAUCCGUUCUAUGCAUCUGUGCUUGGAACCAAUGCCCUCCAACAAAUCAAUCAUAUUGAAAGCCUCAUCCAAGAUGACCCUGGAAAAAGAGGUGUUGAGCAUCUUCACACUGUUGGCCAACUGGUUAAAGCAGCCUUAAGGGUGUCGCACGCUUCAUCUGUUGCUAUAGUAACUGGAUUCCCAAUCAAUGUAGGUCAUGAUCCUCCAGACGAGACUGAUGGGCCUCCUGGUGCAUUAUCAAUGGCUAAAGCAUUCCAAGCUCUUGGCAAGAAAGUCACUUUAGUGUCAAGCCAUUACAACGGAAAGUUAAUGAGUGAUUUUGUUUUACAUUGUGUUGAGAUAGGAAUAUUACAGGAUGUAGUUGAAGUUGAGCAGUUCACUCCAGGUAAAGGUGAAUCGAUUGAGGAAGCAGCAAAGAAAUUCCUUUACCCAUCAGGUGUAGAAAACAAACCAAGGUUUGAUGUUCUGGUGUCAAUUGAGGCUGCUGGUAGAACAGAUAAAGGGACCUACAAGACCAUGAACAACAAUGAUAUUACAGAAUGUUGUAGAAAGACCUCUGUAGAUGAACUCUUCCUACAAGCUGCUCGUUACCAAGGAAGCAAGGCAGCGGUCGCUACGAUAGGAAUUGGCGAUGGUGGCAAUGAAAUAGGAAUGGGCAAUGUCAAGCAUAAGACAAUUCAGCACAUCAAGAAUGGUCAAGAGAUCGCAUGUAAUGUACCUGUUAACCAUUUGAUUACUGCUGGUGUUUCUAACUGGGGUGGUUGGGCUCUUGCCAUGGCUGUAUUCAUCUUACAAAACUGUCUCAUUCAUUCGCGAUACGUCAGACAUGGCAUUGGUGAACACCAGGAAAGAUGUGAAGAAGAAGUACUAAACACGGUUGAUCAGGAGAGAAAGGUUCUCGAGUGGUUGGUGUCUCGUGGUGUUUGUGAUGGCCUGCGACUCAAGCCUGUCAUGUCUGUUGAUGGCUUGGAUUUUGAUGACAUCCACGCCAACAAGCUGAAGACAAUUUUGUCAAUGAAUAACAAUUUGAAUGGUUUCGAAGUUCCACAACGUUGACACCAGAAACAAAAAUAUGUAAUUUUUAAAAAUGAGUUACAGUAAUAACUUAAUAAUUGAUGGUUAGUGUAAUAUUUUUGUAACCUGUUAUAAUAUUCCACAUUGUAACCUUAUAUAUAUAUAUAUGCCUACUUUCUCAAUCAUCUAUGCAAGUCACAGGACCAAAGUCCGAAGUCGUACAAUAACGAACUAAGGUCGUUUCCCAUAAAAAAGCUUUUCAUAUAACAACCAAUAAGCAGGCUCUCGGGAUCGAUUGACGUAGAGAUUAAACCUGGAUGGUAGUAGUCUUUAUGUUCCUUUACCAAGUAAAAUGUGUGAAGAGUAACUUUACCAUUUUCCUUGAAUAAAUUGUGUAAGACUUCUU
Molecule: messenger RNA, 2328 nt
Organism: Actinia tenebrosa (Australian red waratah sea anemone)
Lineage: Eukaryota; Metazoa; Cnidaria; Anthozoa; Actiniaria; Actiniidae
Product: D-glutamate cyclase, mitochondrial
Biological process (GO): glutamate metabolic process
Molecular function (GO): D-glutamate cyclase activity
Source: RefSeq, a predicted model, not a curated record